This is a messenger RNA of Tuber aestivum (summer truffle), 1172 nucleotides long. The record is from the annotation of a GenBank genome assembly. Lineage: Eukaryota; Fungi; Ascomycota; Pezizomycetes; Pezizales; Tuberaceae.
CGUGAACCUGGUACGGGGAAUUGGCUGCUCCAGGGACCCGGGUAUAUCGACUGGAAGGAAGGUAGAAGGGGGCUUCUCUGGCUUCACGGUAUACGUGAGUUUACACACUAGUGAAAUCUUAUGCCUCAAGGAAGGUCAUUAAUAUUUGUCUCUUAUAGCCGGGUGUGGAAAAAGCGUGCUCAGGUGCGAACCCAACUGGGUAUCCAAGGGUACAAUAUGAUUUCGUGAUUGCUAACUCUCUUUAGUGCUACUGUUGUUGAGGAUGUUGAAGAACUCUGCAACUCGAAAGACGAUCACGCAUUAGCAUAUUUCUACUUUACCUUUAGUGACUCGGAGAAGCAAAAUUUGGAGAAUAUGCUUCUAUCCAUCAUUGGCCAACUUCCAAAACGGCCUUCGGAGCUGGGUUUGCCGGCCGCGGUUGUGGAUCUGUACAACAGCACCGGAGCAAUUGGAAAGUCGGCGAAUACCAAGGCUCUGAAAGACGUAUUGUCACACAUUAUAAAGGGGUUCAAGAAGACAUUUAUCAUUUUAGAUGCCUUGGACGAGUUCCCGAAGGCCAUGCGCGGGGGCCUCCUAUCUUGGAUUGGCGAGCUCAGGGCGGAUCACAAUCAGGGAUCACUCUCGGUUCUUGUCACUAGCCGCCCCGAGGGCGAUAUAAUAGGGUCACUGGGACUACUUGACCCUUUUGCAAUAUCACUACAAUCCAGCACUAUCGAUCCGGAUAUCCGCGCAUAUAUUCUAAACUCUCUAGCCAAAAAGGAUGGUUUAAAGGAAUUUUCGCAAGAAAUCAAGAGUGAGAUAGAGGAAACGCUAGUUUCGGGUUCACAGGGAAUGUGUGUUACGCCCAAUUAUUGAAUCCCUGCUUGUGCUAAUCUCGCAACGCGUGUUUGCAGGUUCCGAUGGGUAGAUUGUCUCCUACGAAUUCUGGAAGAAUGCAUAACGCCAAAAUCGGUGCGGGAUACGUUAAAGGAACUCCCGGAGGACUUAGAUUCUAUCUACGUGCGGAUCCUCGAUACCAUUCCUAAGAAGCAGAAGGAAUAUAUUCGGCGAGCGAUGAAUUGGCUGGUGUUUUCGGCAGAACCAUUGACAUUAGGCCAGCUUGCGGAGGUCGUUGGGAUACAAUAUGAUGUCGACAAGUAUAGCGAGGAUUCGGAAAACCGAGUCGACACGAA